Molecule: messenger RNA, 2052 nt
Organism: Cyclopterus lumpus (lumpfish)
Lineage: Eukaryota; Metazoa; Chordata; Actinopteri; Perciformes; Cyclopteridae
Gene: slc28a1
Product: solute carrier family 28 member 1
Exons: 18
Coding region: 85-2052 (655 amino acids)
Biological process (GO): nucleoside transmembrane transport
Cellular component (GO): membrane
Molecular function (GO): nucleoside:sodium symporter activity
Source: RefSeq, a predicted model, not a curated record
UUAAUGAAUGAUUAAUGUUAAUGACUCUUUUCCUGCAGCAUGUUUUACAGGUAAUCAUUUGAAAGCUGGAUUUCAGAGGACACGAUGACGGAAACCGACGGAAUCAAACUUGAAAUUAUAACCCACGAUCACGGAAAUGGCUUGGACAACAAGUCUUUUGAAAUAGAUGAAGACGUGAAUGCUGAUACUAACAGCAUCAAAAUGCAGACUAAAAAGACAAAAAAGGGAUUGAGCUCAUACUUAAGCCUUGUUUCCAAGCCGAUUACCGCCACAGAGGAUUACUUCAAGGCUCACUCACAGACCUUCAAAGUCUUUGUUCUGGCCAUCCUUGGAGCAGGUUAUGUGGCAUACUUUAUUGCAGCCUGUGUUUUGGAUUUCCAGAGGGCCAUUGCUCUUGUGGUCCUAACCAGUUUGGCCAUUGUUGCUAAAUCAUAUGAACUUCUGAAGGAGUACAAAGGAGAGAGCAUCAGUCAGUGUUUCAGACCUGCAGUUAGAUGCUUUAAAUCUAACUUGAAAUGGUUAAAAUGGGUUUUCAUUUUAGCAGCUGUGGUCCUGCUUGUUCUGUGGCUCGUGUUCGAAACAAGCCAGCGUCCUGAGCAGCUGAUCUCGUUUGGAGGUGUUUGCAUGUUUGUCCUGCUUGUGUUCCUCUCGUCAGCACACAGGACAGCGGUGUCAUGGAGGCCUGUGUUUUGGGGUCUCGGAAUACAGUUCUGUAUGGGCCUCAUUGUCAUACGGACGCAGCCUGGAUUCAUAGCGUUCAAAUGGCUUGGAAAUCAAGUGGAGAUAUUCCUUGCCUAUACCAACGAAGGCUCACGUUUUGUUUUUGGGGACCUGAUCGGCAACAUUUUUGCCUUUCAAGCUUUGCCCAUUGUUGUGUUCUUCAGCAGCGUGAUGUCAAUCCUUUACUUUCUGGGGAUAAUGCAGUGGGUCAUUCUGAAGAUCGCAUGGUGCAUGCAGAUAACAAUGGGAACCUCUCCCACAGAGACCUUGAGUGUGGCAGGCAAUAUAUUUGUUGGGCAGACUGAAGCUCCGCUGCUGAUCCGCCCUUAUUUGAAAAACAUGACCAAAUCUGAGAUCCAUGCUGUUAUGACUGGCGGAUUUGCCACAAUUGCAGGCAGUGUCUUGGGAGCAUUCAUCUCAUUUGGGAUUGAUUCAUCUUCCUUGAUAUCAGCCUCUGUAAUGGCUGCUCCUUGUGCCUUGGCCAUCUCCAAACUGUCUUACCCAGAGACAGAGGAGAGUCCCUUCAAGGAUGAGAAGAAUAUCAAAGUGGCUACUGGAGAUGAAAAGAACAUCUUGGAGGCUGCUAGCAGUGGAGCGUCUGCUUCAAUAAGUCUGGUUGCUAACAUUGCAGCCAAUUUGAUAGCUUUUCUUGCCAUCCUCGGGUUCAUAAAUGCAACUUUGAAGUGGCUUGGCGGUAUGGUGGGAUAUCCUUCAAUCUCGUUUCAGAUCAUUUGUUCUUACAUAUUCAUGCCCGUGGCCUUUAUGAUGGGAAUACCUUAUGAGGAGAGUUUCCUUGUGGCUGAACUAAUCGGCACAAAGCUCUUCCUCAACGAGUUUGUGGCUUAUGAGCAACUAUCUGAACUGAAGGAGAACAGACUCAAUGGACUUGAUGAAAUUAUUGGAAAUGAAAGACAAUGGAUAUCGGUCCGAUCAGAAAUAAUUACCACUUAUGCUCUUUGUGGGUUUGCCAACUUAAGCUCACUGGGUAUCAUGAUUGGAGGCUUAUCCUCUGUAUGCCCAUCAAGAAGAGGUGAUGUGUCGUCUAUGGUGAUGAGAGCUAUGAUCACUGCAACUUGUGUUUCUCUCAUCAAUGCUUGCAUUGCAGGGAUCCUCUACGUUCCUCCACUCGACUGUGUGGAGCUGUUUAAUACAACUGCUUUCAAUACCACAAAUGUAAAUAUACAAACUUGCUGUAAAGACCUCCUUCAAAGCACUGUAAACAAUGGGACCAUCUCAUUUGAAGGGUGGUGGAGCACAGUAGAAAACGUCACUUUGUAUUUCUCUAAAUGUUGUCAGUGCUGUGGUCUUUCUGAUGUGGCAGUUUGUAAUUAG